ACCUUCACUCUCCACACUUUACUCUCCACUCUUCAGAGCAGUUACGGAAGCUUAUAGCUGUAGUCGGAACUCCAGAAACUGAGAAAGUGCCUCAGAAUGUCGAAGAGCGGGGAGCUAGGCGAGAGUUCCGCUCCGCGGCGAGGAGAGCCGUCGCUGCCGCCGCCGUCGCUCUCCUCUGCUCCACGAGUUCGAGCACAGGCGGACUCGUUCCUGGUGACCUGUAGAGUUUUCAGCUUCAUUACUUCGCUGGCGGCUAUUCUCUGCAUCGUCGUCAAUGUUUACUCCGCCUUCCGAUCCUUCAAAAAUGGAUAUGAUGUGUUUAAUGGAAUUUUCCGGUGUUACGCUGUUGUGAUUGCCGUUAUUGUGGUCGUUGCUGAGACAGAAUGGGGGUUCUUCAUCAAGUUCUGGAAGGUGUUGGAGUAUUGGGCUGGUAGGGGUAUGCUGCAAAUCUUCGUUGCGGUGAUGACAAGAGCUUACCCUGAAUCUUAUGGACAACGACAUGAGUUGCUGCUUCUCCAGGAUAUAGCAAGCUACUUGCUUCUUGCCUGUGGUGCAAUUUAUGUCCUAUCUGGAAUAUUAUGCAUUGGUUUUCUCAAACGGGCUCGCCAGAAGAAAGAAAUUUCUAAGGAGCAAACAAUCAAGGACCUGGAGGAUUUAGAGCGUCGUAGAGAAGAGCUUGAAGCAUUAUUGCUUCUAGAAAGGGUAUAGUAUGGAGCCACAUCCUUACAGAGUUAGAGCUUGGAAAGCCCGCAGAUGUAUAAUCCUCAGAUUUGGUUUUUGCAUGAGUGAAACCAUUUCAUCACCCAGAGGUCGAAUACUAACCAGUUAUGCAUGUCUAAAGGCUGAAUGGUACAGGAAUUAUUUACUCCACCCCUUCUUUUCUGUUUUGGCUAGUUUUGUUUGAAAAUAACUGAUUAUAUGUAGUUAGAAUGAGCAUAUUGAUGUUUUAGCUCUUAGACUGUUAAGUUUUGCUUGAUGUGGACAACAUCAAAGGGUAAAAUAUUAAAUUGGAUUUUCUCAACGUUAAAAGGAUUUUGAGACAGACAGACUAGGGGUUGUGAGAAGACUGAGAACCAGAAGAAUUACUGCAAGAGGUCAUUAGACUGUUUGGGACUUUGGGUAUCGCUCCCUUUGGUUU
Ipomoea nil (Japanese morning glory) is the source of this 1138-nucleotide messenger RNA. RefSeq lists its product as uncharacterized. The record is from RefSeq and is a predicted model, not a curated record. The transcript is spliced from 6 exons. NCBI's taxonomy places the organism in Eukaryota, Viridiplantae, Streptophyta, Magnoliopsida, Solanales, Convolvulaceae. Bases 97 to 708 code for a protein of 203 amino acids.